AAAUCGAAUGCCUCAGGGCCGCCCUCUGCGCCCCUAGUGACUUUCCUAUUAAAGAUUUAAAUCGCGAUUUAUCAAUGCUGAUUGAUCAUAUCGAAAAUAUUGUCUAAUUGUUUUGAAACGCAGCUUCUUCGGAAACACUCUCAUUCCCAAGAUUGCCUCAUACCAACACGACCAACGGGUGAAGUAUAGGCGAACGAAGCAUUUCCUGAAGUAAGAGUAAUCUGAAACAGUGAAAUGAGUCUUGAAACAUAAACUUAGUAUUUCUGCACACGAAAUGCGCUCGCCAGUUGGGUAGAAUAGGAAUGAUUAUGGGAAUGGUCGCAUCGCAGUGGCGUGAACAUAACUGCACUAAGAGAGCUCAGCAUUGAAGUGGCAACACUGCUUCUCCCCACCUCGCUCAGUUGUUGUUGUUAGACACAUGAUCGCAUGUUAUUUACAUCAUGGAUAGACAAAUGAUAUUUUUUGAAGUUAUAUACUUUGAAGAAAAUCGUACAAAUGCAUAGUUAAAGAAGAUUUGUGUGUGAAAUAUUGCCAGUGAUAGAAAACAAAUAUUUAAUAGUAAUGGAUGAAGUUACAUUUUCAGAGGAAAAUAUAUUUAAAAUAGAUAAGGAUGGAGGCGAGCCCUGCUCUUUAAUAAGUGAAGUGAAGGAGGAAGAUGAUGAUGAAGGAGACGAGCCCUGCUCCUUAAUGUGUGAAGUGAAGGUGGAAGAUGAGGAAGGAGGUGAGCCCUGCCCCUUAUUGCAUGAAGAGAAGGAAGAAGACGAAGAGGAAGGAAGUGAGCCUUGCUUCUUAACAUGUCAAGUGAAGGAGGAAAUUGAGGAAGAAGGCGAGCCCUCCCCGUUAAUGUGUGAUGUGAAGGUGGAACAUGAUGAGGAAGGGGGCGAGCCCUGCUCCUUAAUAAGUGAAGUGAAGGAGGAAGAUGAAGAGGACCCAUUGGCUGUGUGUAAUGAUGGUGAAAGUUCGUGGUCUGUGGCUUCCCUUCAAACUCUGAAUUAUAUUGAUGGUCCUGCAGAGCCUUUAUCCAUUCUUAUAGAUUAUAAUUAUAUGAAUAUUAAUAGUAAUUAAUGUUUGGGUUGUGAGGUUAAUGAGGGGGUUGUGAUUAAUGUUUUGAAAUCAAAAGACACUCCUAGUUCUUCUGCCACAACUUCUGCUCAUGUAACUCAAGAGACUUUUGCUCCUGAAACAACAACAGAAGUAUAAUAUGGAAGAAAAUAAUUUAUUGCUGAUAUGAAUGAAAUAAUCAUGUUCUGAAAUAUUGUAACUGCCUGCAGUGCCAACAAUAAUAAAUGGAUUUGCCUUCAUUUUAUAGUGUUCUGUAUGCCCAUUUUAUAAAAUUAUUGUUGAAAGUUAUUGAUAAAUCUUAAGUUACUUACUUUAAUUUUGUGUUUUUGGGAAAACAAAUUCUGAAGAGGAGUUAUUGAAAAUGGCAAACAGUGAUCAUUGAACAAAAAUAAAAGAGCAUUUUCUAAAAAUGAAAAUAGAUCAGAUAAAGAAAAAAUCCUGCAUGAUAUGAUUUUACGAAACUGAAACAUUUAUAGCGUUAAAAAUAAUUCAAAAAAUAAUUUAUAUUUUUAUGUUUAUGUAUUAAUAAUUUUGAAAAAUGG
Molecule: messenger RNA, 1604 nt
Organism: Gryllus bimaculatus (two-spotted cricket)
Lineage: Eukaryota; Metazoa; Arthropoda; Insecta; Orthoptera; Gryllidae
Source: the annotation of a GenBank genome assembly